Gracilinanus agilis (Agile Gracile Mouse Opossum) is the source of this 1111-nucleotide messenger RNA. It is a transcript of the gene FAM3B, whose product is annotated as FAM3 metabolism regulating signaling molecule B. The record is from RefSeq and is a predicted model, not a curated record. Lineage: Eukaryota; Metazoa; Chordata; Mammalia; Didelphimorphia; Didelphidae. The coding region runs from base 221 to 925 and encodes 234 amino acids. The transcript is spliced from 9 exons.
GCAUUUCUUUUCUUGCUUGGAAGAAAGGAGUUUCGUGUACUAUGAAAUAGUUUCCCUUCUUCCAGAAGAAGGAAGGAACUGGAGUCCCGGAACAUAUCCGGGCGGUCUCUAGAUAAUGACGCAAGUGACAGCUCCAGCCACACCGUAACAACUGCAGCACCUGCAGCACCUGCAGCAGCGGCUACAAGAGGAAAUCCUGGGGCUGAUCUGGACCUAGAAGAUGGGAUCGUGGGUUUCUAAUUACACGAAGGGACCACUCCUUAUUUUUGCCUCUAUUUGUGCUUGGUAUUCUGGAUACCUAUUUGCAGAGUUUAUACCUGAUGAAUCUCUAAUUAAUGCUGUCCAUACUAUGCAGAACAUUGGAAAAAAACCUGCCAUCAAAGCUCCACUUCCUAGAAGACAAAAAUGUGGCCAUUGGACUCCAUGCCCACCUAACACCUAUGCUUAUCAGUUACUGAGUGGUGGUGGUCCCAAUAAUUAUGCCAAAAUUUGCUUUGAGGAUGAGCUACUCAUAAGUGAAGAAAAGGGUAAUGUUGCAAGGGGUAUCAACAUUGCCACUGUGGAUUAUAAAACUGGGAAACUCAUACAGACAAAAUAUUUUGACAUGUAUGGAGGAGAUAAUUCUGGGACAUUGACUGAGUUCAUUAAAAACACCCCACAGGAGUCUCUAAUCUUUAUGGUGACACAUGAUGAUGGUAGUAGCAGAUUAAUGGAUGAUGCCAAAAAUGCCAUUGAAGAUUUGGGCAGUAAAGAAAUUAAAAAUAUAAAAUUCAGAUCAAGUUGGGUAUUUCUUGGAGGAAAAGGUAUUGAUUUCCCUGAAGAUAUUCAAAGAGAAAAGAUCAACCAUUCUGAUAACACCAAAAACAGAUAUUCGGGUUGGCCAGCUGAAAUACAGAUAGAAGGAUGUAUACCCUAUGGUAUCUAGGCUACAAUUGUAACUUCUUAAUAAAUAAACUUUCCUAGUUAUAUAUUUAAGAAAAUUAUUUUCUCAAAUAAUUUUCUAAAAAAUUAUAGAAUGUAAGCCUCUUCAGGGCAAGGAUUUUAUAUCCCAGUAUGAUAACUAAUGUUUGGCAAAUGUUUGUUGAAUUGAAUUAAAAUGAAUAAAGCACCA